UCAAAAUACAAACGUUUUAGCCAGCGAUUGUCAACAGGAUAGCGUGAACGUUUUAUUUUUAAUAUUCACUCUCUUUGAGUAUUUUCAAAAUGUCAGACGGUGAAGAUGAUUUUAUGUGUGAGGAGGAGGAAGAUUAUGGUCUUGAAUAUUCAGAGGACUCAAAUUCUGAGCCUGACGUUGAUCUAGAAAAUCAAUAUUAUAAUAGCAAAGCAUUAAAAGAAGAUGAUCCAAAAGCAGCUUUACAGAGUUUUCAGAAAGUUUUGGAUUUAGAGGGAGGUGAAAAGGGUGAAUGGGGCUUCAAAGCUUUGAAGCAGAUGAUAAAGAUUAAUUUUAAAUUGGCAAAUUAUAAGGAAAUGAUGGUCAGGUAUAAGCAAUUAUUAACUUAUAUUAAAAGUGCUGUUACCAGAAACCAUUCGGAAAAGUCUAUAAACUCCAUAUUAGAUUACAUUAGUACAUCAAAGAAUGUUUCUUCCUUACUGAAUAUUUUGCAGAUGGAAUUGUUACAAGAUUUUUAUGAAACUACUUUAGAUGCAUUGAAAGAUGCUAAAAAUGAUAGGUUAUGGUUUAAAACUAACACAAAGUUGGGAAAGUUGUACUUUGAUCGAUCAGACUUUAAUAAAUUAGCAAAAAUAUUAAAACAACUUCACCAAAGUUGCCAGACUGAUGAUGGGGAGGAUGAUUUGAAAAAAGGAACACAACUUUUAGAGAUAUAUGCAUUAGAAAUACAAAUGUACACUGCCCAAAAGAACAAUAAGAAAUUGAAAACUCUGUAUGAACAGAGCUUACACAUUAAAAGUGCUAUACCACAUCCACUAAUAAUGGGAGUGAUUAGAGAAUGUGGAGGAAAGAUGCACUUAAGAGAGGGUGAAUUUGAAAAAGCACACACUGAUUUCUUUGAGGCUUUUAAAAAUUAUGAUGAGUCUGGAUCACCAAGGAGAACCACAUGUUUGAAAUAUUUAGUUUUAGCAAAUAUGUUGAUGAAAUCUGGUAUCAAUCCAUUUGAUUCUCAAGAAGCAAAACCAUAUAAAAAUGACCCGGAAAUUUUAGCAAUGACCAAUCUAGUGGUCAGUUAUCAGAAUAAUGAUAUUAAUCAAUUUGAAUUAAUUUUAAAACAAAAUAGGAAUAAUAUAAUGGAUGAUCCUUUUAUAAGAGAGCAUAUUGAAGAUUUAUUACGCAAUAUACGUACUCAGGUCUUGAUUAAACUAAUAAAACCCUACACUAGAAUUUAUAUUCCAUUCAUAAGCAAAGAAUUAAAUAUCGAUGUAUCGGAGGUCGAAAGUCUAUUAGUGUCUUGCAUCUUGGAUAAUACGAUUCGUGGUCGCAUAGAUCAGGUGAACCAAGUUCUAGAAUUGGAUAAAAAAUCGGUAUGUGCAGCGCGUUACUAUGCUCUCGACAAAUGGACAAGUCAAUUGCAUUCAUUGCAUUUAGCAAUAGUUAAUAAAAUGUCGUAAGGAGUAUGGUAUGCGUGACUGCAAAAUAAAAACAAUUUCUAAACAUCAUAUUGUAUAGUAUAUCAUAAAUGCCUGUCUUCUACUAUCUGAAAAAAAAAAAUAAAAUAAAA
Messenger RNA from Osmia lignaria (orchard mason bee), 1561 nucleotides. It is a transcript of the gene alien, whose product is annotated as COP9 signalosome complex subunit 2 alien. The record is from RefSeq and is a predicted model, not a curated record. NCBI's taxonomy places the organism in Eukaryota, Metazoa, Arthropoda, Insecta, Hymenoptera, Megachilidae.